This is a messenger RNA of Carassius carassius (crucian carp), 1893 nucleotides long. Its product is annotated as 2-Hydroxyacid oxidase 2-like. Bases 168 to 1241 code for a protein of 357 amino acids. NCBI's taxonomy places the organism in Eukaryota, Metazoa, Chordata, Actinopteri, Cypriniformes, Cyprinidae. The transcript is spliced from 8 exons. Gene Ontology annotation, molecular function: oxidoreductase activity; FMN binding. The record is from RefSeq and is a predicted model, not a curated record.
AGUCAAUCCCAACCCACUUUUGUUUCUUUCCUCUUGGUUCAGUUUUCCAUGUUAAUCAAUGUUUAGACAGUCAAAGUUAGCAGGCUAAAAGCACCGAAGCAGUCCACUGUGCUGUGAACUAAAUUUCUCUAAACCGUCAGAAAAGCGAGGAAGGCGUCUGUGUAGAAAUGACUAUGGUCUGUUUGAAUGAUUUUGAGGAAUAUGCCAAGCAGCACCUCUCAAAGGCUACGUGGGACUAUUAUGAGGCUGGAGCUGAUGACUGUUGCACCAGAGAUGACAACUUGCAGGCCUAUAAACGGAUCCGCUUGAGGCCGCGGAUUUUACGUGAUGUGUCGCUCAAUGACACUCGGACCUCUGUGCUGGGAACGGAGAUAAGCUUCCCUGUGGGAAUUGCUCCAACAGCUUUCCACUGCCUCGCAUGGCAUGAGGGAGAACUGGCCACUGCUAGAGCCACUGAGGCAGUGAACACCUGUUACAUAGCCAGCACAUACUCCACAUGUUCAGUGGAGGAGAUUGCCGCAGCAGCACCCAACGGCUACCGUUGGUUCCAGCUUUACUUGUACCGGGACCGAAAACUCUCGGCGCAGAUUGUACGCAGAGUGGAGGCACUUGGAUACAAAGCUCUGGUGCUUACAGUGGACGUGCCCUACACUGGCAAACGGCGCAAUGACAUACGCAACCAGUUUAAGCUUCCACCUCACCUGAUGGUCAAGAACUUUGAGGGAAUGUUCCAGGAGCAGGCAGGCACUCAGGAGGAAUAUGGGAUCCCAGCUAAUACACUGGACCCUUCAAUCAGCUGGAAGGAUGUGUGCUGGCUCCAGUCUCUAUCACGGCUGCCUAUAAUCAUCAAGGGCAUCCUUACAAAAGAGGAUGCAGAGCUGGCCGUAGAGCAUGGCGUCCAGGGGAUAAUUGUGUCUAAUCAUGGGGGCCGGCAACUGGAUGGAGUGCCUGCAACGAUAGAUUGUCUGCCUGAGAUAGUGGAUGCAGUGCAGGGCCGGGUCGAGGUCUACAUGGACGGAGGGAUCCGCACAGGCAAUGAUGUGCUAAAGGCCAUAGCCUUGGGAGCCAAAUGUGUGUUUAUUGGCAGACCAGCAGUCUGGGGCCUUGCUUACAAGGGGGAGGAAGGAGUGAGAGAGAUCUUACAGAUUCUACAUGACGAGUUUCGUUUAUCCAUGGCACUGUCAGGUUGCCGAAACGUUGCUGAAAUCAACAGGAACCUCAUACAGUUCUCCAGACUUUGAACAGCAAAGAGGAUUUUAUUAAAUUCUACUUUAUCACUGAAAGCAGAGCACCGCAAAGAUCCACUUUAUCCACUAUUAAUACUAAAUCUAUUCAAGAAACUACUGUUGCUUUAAAUCACAGUGAGCAAGAAUGACAUAUUUACAAAUGUUCACAGUUUAUGGAUGGUUUUAAUAUAGUAUUUGUAUUUCAGUUAACAUUAUUCACGGCACUGCAUAAAUUCUACACUGUUUUGACUGAGAGUGAAUUAUUUUAUUUUAGAACCUGAUGAGUCUCCAGUUGUAAAAUGUAUUUAUAUAGCACUUUUUAAAAUACAAAUUGCUUCAAAGCAGCUUUAUAGUACUAGUAAACAGUGUUAGCAAAGCAAAAUUGUUCAACCAGGAUUCGAUUGUUUCAGUUCUCAUAAUUACAAUUUAUGUUUCAUCUAUAAAGUAAGUCAGUAAUGCACAAAGACAUCACGAAAGUUCAUUCAAGACAGUGGUUUUGAAGUUGUCUUAUGUAGCAGGCAACAAACUAAUGUGCAUUAAGAAAAGUUUCAGAUUUUGGAUCAAAGUGAGGUUAGUAUUGAACAAAUAUUGAACAUUAAAAUAUCCAGUGUGGCAAAACUAAACAAUAUGAGGUUCUCAGAAGUAAUAAAUGAUGGUGUGAGUUAAA